Sesamum indicum (sesame) is the source of this 1382-nucleotide messenger RNA. RefSeq names its product farnesyl pyrophosphate synthase. Gene Ontology annotation, cellular component: cytoplasm. The record is from RefSeq and is a predicted model, not a curated record. Gene Ontology annotation, biological process: trans, trans-farnesyl diphosphate biosynthetic process. Gene Ontology annotation, molecular function: dimethylallyltranstransferase activity; (2E,6E)-farnesyl diphosphate synthase activity. Lineage: Eukaryota; Viridiplantae; Streptophyta; Magnoliopsida; Lamiales; Pedaliaceae.
UACACCCCACCACACCUCACUCCUCCCCACCCCACCCCAACUCUUACUGCAUACAUACACUACAGUUCAAAAAAGAGAGGUGAGGUGGCAAUUGGCAUCUCUUCUCUGUUCUCGCUCUGCCUGUCCCUCUGUUCCCUCUACUUCUCCGGCGAACAUAUGGCGAAUCCGUCGGAUCUGAGGACUGUGUUUCUUGGGGUGUAUUCCGUGCUCAAAUCGGACCUCUUGAAUGACCCCGCUUUUGAAUGGACUGAUGCUUCUCGCCAAUGGGUCGAGCGGAUGCUGGACUACAAUGUGCCUGGAGGAAAGUUAAACCGAGGCCUUUCAGUUGUUGAUAGCUAUAAAUUACUAAAAGAAGGUGAAGACUUAACUGAAGAUGAGGUGUUCCUUGCUAGUGCAUUGGGCUGGUGUAUAGAAUGGCUUCAGGCAUAUUUUCUUGUUCUUGAUGAUAUCAUGGAUAGUUCUCACACCCGGCGUGGUCAACCAUGUUGGUUUAGAGUCCCCAAGGUUGGUUUGAUUGCUGUAAAUGAUGGGAUCAUGCUCCGAAACCACAUUCCUAGAAUUCUCAAGAAGCAUUUCAGACAAAAGCCUUACUAUGUUGACUUGCUGGAUUUGUUCAACGAGGUGGAGUUUCAAACUGCUUCUGGACAGAUGAUAGAUUUAAUCACUACUAUUGAAGGAGAAAAGGAUUUAUCGAAAUACUCAUUGCCACUUCACCGCCGCAUUGUUCAGUACAAGACUGCCUAUUACUCAUUCUAUCUUCCAGUUGCAUGUGCGUUGCUCAUGGCGGGCGAGAACCUAGAAAACCAUGUACAUGUGAAGGACGUGCUCAUUGACAUGGGAAUCUACUUUCAAGUACAAGACGACUACUUAGAUUGUUUUGGCGAUCCUGAAAAGAUUGGAAAGAUUGGAACGGAUAUUGAAGACUUCAAGUGUUCUUGGCUAGUCGUGAAAGCCCUGGAGCACUGCAACGAAGAACAAAAGAAAAUUCUAUUCGAGCACUAUGGAAAGGCAGAUCCUGCUGAUGUUGCAAAAAUUAAGGCCCUCUAUAACGACAUUAAUCUCCAAGGUGUGUUUGCGGAAUACGAAAGCAAGAGUUACAACAGACUAACGCGCUCGAUCGAUGCUCAUCCCAGCAAAACUGUGCAGGCAGUCUUGAAGUCCUUCUUGGACAAGAUAUAUAAGCGGCAGAAGUAAUGGUAAGAGGUCCUAAAAUACAGGACAUAAGCAGAGGAAUUGUUUUCUACUUGGAGAGAAAAAAAGACAAGUUUUCUAUUUGUAAUAGUAACCUUUUCCCCUUAUAGCAACUUCCAGGGUAUUGCUAUUCUUUGAUGAGAGUGUAAAACACGUUUUCGUGGCUAUUAUGAUAAGAAACGUCUCCUGAA